This is a messenger RNA of Drosophila mauritiana, 4042 nucleotides long. RefSeq lists its product as uncharacterized. The record is from RefSeq and is a predicted model, not a curated record. The transcript has a single exon. The coding region runs from base 1878 to 2297 and encodes 139 amino acids. NCBI's taxonomy places the organism in Eukaryota, Metazoa, Arthropoda, Insecta, Diptera, Drosophilidae.
AUUAGUUCUAAGAACCAGCUGAUAUGGAUCCCAUUCAUAGGCGGAUUUUUAGGGGGUCAUACUCCAAUGCGUCGCUCUAAUCGAAGUGACAAUGAUUACCUAAUUAAUAUUUGCAAAUAAACACAGCGGAUUACACUUAUUGCUAAUAAUGCGCACACAUAGAUAAGCCCAUGGACGCGUUCAUUGACUGCUUGCAUUAUAACGGCAUUUUCGAUGGUUAUUUAUUGUCAGUAAUAAAAGCCGUAAGAUCAAGGCCACACAGCAGGCAAAUAAAAACAAAACCAGAAAACAGCCUUAUGUACCUACAUUUCUAUACUAUAUGCAUAUAUGAAAUGCCAACACAGAUCGUGAGUUGGGGAUUCAAUAACCAACUGGAUUGUCGGGUAUGCGAAAAGUAUUCUUUUACGCAUUAAAUUCGGGUUUUUUUGUCUGUUUUUUUUGUUGUGCUCGAAACUCGAACUCCAAACUGGCCACCAAAACGCUCUUUAUAAUUAUGUUGUUUGCAAACAGCUCGUUUUUUAGGCAGUUCGUUAUGGUUCAAUGCACUAUCAAUUCUGAUAGGUGCCACAAAAAACUGAUGCAAAACUGAAUGAAUAGUUGUAAUUUCAACCUAUAGUUAUAUUUUUCUUUUCCUCUGUCUACUUUAUUUUUAACCUUUUUUUUUUCUUUGUGCGCCUGCCUGCCCUCCAGUUGGUAUUUCGCUUUAUAAACAAUUUACUACGGCAGCAGCAAAAAAAAGCAAAAGUAAAUUCCAAUCAGGGCGUGCAUUGGCAUAGUUAGCUAAACUUAUAGCUACACAGUACAAAUAAUUGGACUUAGGAUAGUGUUAAGCCAUUUAUAUAAACAUAUAAAUAAUAAGCUUAACUAGAAAUAAAAAUGUCUAAGAAACAAUUGAUUUUUAGAAACUUAAAGCUGGCUUUAUAAUACAUUUUUAAACUGAUUACUAUUAGAAACUCCAAGCAACGAAGCUGUAAUUUCUUCGAGUGCAGUUAGCCAAACUUAUAGACCAACAAUCGAUCGAUCGAUCGGCCAGCGUGUGGCCCGUAUUCCGUGUCUAUUAGAGAGCAAUUUUCAAGCGAGAAGGCCUUGGCUCAUAUGGUGCAAUAGUUGGAGUGGCCAGCAGAACACUUUCACAAAGCCGCUUUCCACCUGAUUGCGCAAUCGAAUCCGAAUGCCCGACGCUAAGCGCGUCAAACGGCAAAACUCUUUCAAUGUCAUUGCAAUUGCAAUUGCAAGUUCGCUGCCGCCGCACAAGCCCACACACAACAGUAUGUUGGUCGUCAGGCUGAAGGCCACGUCAGCAAUAAAGUAAGCCAGGUUGACCAACAUGUGUACUGUAUGCACACAUCAGUGUGGCCAAGAAGCCGGGAUGGCGACGGGGGGCAGCGGGCGGAGCGCCUGCGCCCAGACAAAAAGCAUAGCCAACAACAGCCGGUUGCACAACAACAAGCCGAAAAGUGGGUGUGCGCCGACGAGCCCACCACCGCUCACUGGCCCAAACGGAGCCACCCGAUCCCCUCCUGACCAAAAAUGCCACCUUCUCCACCGGCGUUCGGGUGCAGCAAUGUCUGGCCAAAAGAGCGGAAAAUCAAGUCUAGCUUGGUGAGACCACCAACACUGAAUACCCUAUAAAGGUAAAACUCGGAAAUUUACCCAAUAAUGUUGUAACAUUUUCAAAAGUCAGAUGAUGCAAGCAAAUAUUUAGUAAUGCAAUGGUUUCCAAUUUGAAAAUAUGCCGUCUGUAUUUCUGUUGUCUUUCAGUUGAUACGUAUUUGAAAUCGAUCUAGUAAGUCCUGAAAAAUAAAUCAUCAAAGCUAUUUUCGAAUUUGAUAUAUUCUAUAUAUUUAUAUGCGUAAAAGCACAACUUAGCCAACAAAAUGUCUCGAUACUCCAUGAAAGGCAUCAAUUUCAAUGUUAAACGCGAUAUACAGAAGGUUGAUGCUCGCACCUAUGGAUUCCUGAAGACCAAGGGAUCGGAUACGCCGAUGCCCACGGCCGCGAAGAGGAUUAAUCAAUCAACGUUGAUCGAAAGAUUGAAAUCCAUAACAUUAUCUGAAGUGGUGGGCGACGACGAUCAAUCGUCUACGGAUUCGGUGGAACCGGGUAGCAUGUCCUUCGAAAUGAAACGGAAGCUCUUUGACGCAGCCGAGUUCACCAUCACCCGAGGUCAGAAACUGAGUGACCUACCGCAUGCCGCCGAUGAGGGGAUUAACUUUAGUCCGUACGAUACCGGCAACAAGACACUCGAAGAAAUCGAGGAAUACUGCCGUGCCCUUAACAUCAAGUUUGCCAAAUAAAAGGAUAAACUCUUCCAGAGAUUUUACACGAGAUAUUCACGAUGUAAUUCGGUGGAUAGAAGAUGAAACAUCAGAGAUCACCUCGAUAGAAAUCAGUUCUAGAUUGAAUACAAUCCAAUGCAAGUCAAAGAAACUAUUUUAUAAAGCUGAGUUCACUUUAGAGCAAAGCCAAAAAUGUACUGAAUAGAUUUUAUAUUUUGCCUACCUUAAAUAAAUCUAUCUUAAAUAAAUAUGGCAAUUUUGUUUAAGUAUAUAAUGAAAUUAGGUACGAGUGCAAGCUUCAAGCAAACAUCGAUAUACCCUUUGCAUUGGAAAUUCCAAACAAAACUCGUUUCACAUUUUUAAAGUUUUUCUCGAGUCGUUGUGCCAGUUUUUUUUUUUUGUUUUGCGUAAUAAAUAAACAAAGCAAUGUGACGAUCGACUUGAAUAAGUUAUUCAGCGCAUUCUCCUGCAAUUCCGCGUACGCAUCGUACUUUCUUUAUUGCACUUCGACUUUCUUUUGGGCCAUGUUUGCUCAAAACUUGACCCAAUUCUCGGUUUUAUGUCCGUCGAUUUGAUAAUGAGAAGAUCAUCAACAAAUUUUCAUUGAGCCUUUGGUUGUUGAUAAGGAAUAACUGCACUUGAAACUCGAGAUUUCUUAUCAACACCGCCUUACGAUCGGCUAUAACACUUUGCUUUUUAUGCUACCCUACAACACUGCCAUAAACAUUAGUUAAUUUUUUUUUUGUUUAUUAGAAAUAACACAUAGACAUAACCACUUUCCAUAGAAAGAUUUAUUAAACACUUCCUGAACUCCCAGGGUCACAAAACGUUUUAACUGGCAAUUCAGUUCCGCUUCUCGACUGCAGAAACUUAAGUUCUCGACUUUCACUUGCUCAUUAAUGGGUAUAUUUCAAUGGGGGGCACUUCUAAAGCAUUAUCAGUGGGUGCAACCUCUCGAGUUGGACUUCAAAAUGGGCACGAGGACCGGACCAGAUUUGCAGCACCACUUAAUUGAUGCAAAUCGAAAUCGAAAUAGAAAUCGUGUCAGAGUCAGAAUCAGAAUUUUUCGCUCAGAUAACGAUAUCAACCGACGUUUGCCAAGAUGCGUCCUUUGGAAUGGAAAAUUUUUCGACUCGAACGCAAACAUGUUUCGCAAAUGCAGCUUGGAAUUUUCCAUUGACAUUCACAAGAAUUGUAAAGUUAACCCUGAAUCUGGUUGCAGAUCCAAGUCGAUACAUAUUCAUUUUUUUUUCAAUAGCUGCAGUUGUUUUUUCAACGCACCAUAGAGUAUGAGAUAUAUGAAGCAUUAAGUUUUCAAUUUAUGAAACUACUUCAAUAGUGAACUACUUCCUUUGUUCACUGAAUAUCGGGAAGUCUCAUUAGCAUACGAUAUCUUAAAGAUAGAUUUCAUAACUAGAUUGUUUAGAGAUAUAUGUAUGAUUAACCGAACCUAUACCUAUAAAUAUAUUAUGCUUGAUAUUUAAUCCGAACAAUAAAAAAAACAGAUAACAAUUCAAGCGCAACUUAGUUUUAUGUCAGUUCGAUCUGCUUUGGUUGGUGUUUUAUUUUAAGGAGAUUGUGCCUCCAAAACGUAUCCGGACAGGAAAUACCUGUAUGAUGCGUACUUGAGCCGAGAACACGUUUAUCGUAUAACAUUUAAAGAGAAACAUUAAACAAAUGCGUCGGUCGUCGGUUCAUUGGCAUGCAAUCGUCAAAAAAUGUGUCUGGCACGUUACCAAAAUGCUAAUCGCUUCACCUUUCGU